AUGGGUAAGGCGCAGAAGAAGACAGGAAAGGGUCGUCUCGACAAGUACUACAAGCUCGCAAAAGAGCAGGGCUACCGUGCCCGUUCGGCAUUCAAGCUCAUUCAGCUGAACAAAAAGUACUCGUUCCUGGAGACUGCACGAUGUUGCAUAGAUCUGUGUGCCGCGCCGGGUGGUUGGCUGCAGGUGGCGAGCAAGUACAUGCCGCCGAGUAGCGUGAUAGUUGGCGUUGAUUUGGUCCCUAUCAAACCUAUUCCUCACGUCGUCACGUUUGCCUCCGACAUCACCACCCCGCAAUGCCGGAACCUGAUCCGCGGCGAGCUGAAGGACUGGAAGGCCGACGUCGUGCUGCACGACGGUGCGCCGAACGUCGGUUCGGCCUGGGUCCAGGACGCGUACAGCCAGUCCGAGCUCGUGCUCAUGAGUAUGAAACUUGCGGUAGAGUUCCUCGUCAAGGGCGGCACGUUCGUGACGAAGGUCUUCCGGAGUGCUGACUACAACAACCUCAUCUGGGUGUUCAACCAGCUCUUUGGCAAGGUCGAGGCGACGAAGCCCCCAUCUUCUAGGAUUGUCUCCGCAGAAAUCUUCGUCGUCUGUAGGGACUUCCUCGCGCCCAAGCACAUCGACCCGAAAUUCUUCGAGCCCAAACACGUCUUCAAGGAUCUCUCUGCUGCAUCACCGGAAGACGGUGACAAGGUGACCUCGUCCAAGAACCACCAGACCAAUGUGUUCCAGCCAGAGAAGAAACGUCGGCAUCGUGAUGGCUACGACGAGGGCGACUAUAUUCUCUUCAAAAAGUCCGGCGCUGCCGACUUCAUCCGGUGUCCCGAUGCGAUUGCCUUCCUCGGAACGGUGAACAAGAUCACCUUUGGGACCGAAGAGGAGAAAGAGUGGCUGAAGAUGGACGUCACAACGCCAGACGUCGUCGCAAAUUGUGAGGAUCUCAAGGUACUCGGCAAGGGCGACUUCAAGGCGCUCAUCAGGUGGCGGACGAGUCUGCGCGAAGAGCUUGGUCUCGACGUGAAGACGAAGCCCACGGAAGAGCUCACGGAGACCGUGGAAAUAACGGAAGAAGUCGACGAGGAGACCGAGAUCCAAAAUGAGCUCGAGCGUCUGAACGCGGAGGCUGCAGGACGCACCAAGCGCGAACGCCGCCGGGCGAAUGAGAUCAAGCAGCGGACCAUCCAGCGCAUGCAGCUCCAGAUGACCGCUCCGCUCGACAUUGGUCUGGAGCAGACCGAUGCGGCGUUGAGCCUCGGUCAGGAGGACGUGUUCGACCUCGACAACGCCACCAAAGCGCUGAAGCGCAGGGGUGGCGCUACGAGAUUGGCUGAGGAAGACGAUGCAGAGAGCGAUGAGGAUUCCAGCGCUGACGACGCCGAGGAGGACGCUGCACUUGACUCGGACGAGGAAGAGGAGCGCAAAGUCGCGGGCCUUGAGGCCCAACUCGACGGGCUGUACGACGCGUACCGCGAUCACCUGCGCGAUCGCGACGCGAAGUACAGAGUGAAGGAAGCGCGGAAGAACGCCAAGCACCGCGAGGAGUGGGACGGUAUCAAGGAGAAGGGGAGCGAUGACGAGAGCGGCGACGAGAGCGAAGAAGAGGGUGGGUGGGACAAAUUUGAGGCGGCGAAGGAGAGGGCAGGCGAGGAUUCCAGCUCGGACGAGGACUCGAGCGACGAAGAGGACAACGUGGUAGCGGCGAACUCUGCACCUGCGAAGAAGCGGCGGAUAGCGGGAGACGCUCCGGGCGAGGGGCGAAGUCGGAAGAAAGCCCGCCUCGCAGAGCCACCAUCGGCGGCAGGACCGCUCAGCCGGGCAGCACAAGUUUGGUUCAGCCAAGACUGCUUCGCGGGAGCAGAUAUAGAUAUUCCAGACGACGAAGACGAAGAGGAGGAAGGGGAGUCAGACGAAGACGAAGCUUCGCUGAUGCUGACGUCCAAAUGGAGGUCGUCGAGCGAAGAUGAAGAUGAUUUCGAGGUCGUUCCUCAGGAGCCGGACCAUGCCGACGAAGGGAUGUGGGAUGUCGAAGAUGAGAACGAAGACGAGCUCAAGCAGGCUCACAUUCAGAAGCAUGGCCUCGUCACGCCUGAGGCCGUCACGAUUGCACAACAACUUGUCAACAGGGAGAAGACGCGGACCCACUUAAUCAACGACGGCUUCAAUCGUUAUUCCCUCAACGCAAAGGACGGUCUCCCGCCUUGGUUCCUGGACGAUGAGGAGAAGCAUUACAAGGCCAACAUCCCCGUCACCAAAGAGGCCGUCGACGCGUUGCGCGCCAAGAUGCGUGCCCUCGACGCGCGGCCAAUAAAGAAGGUCGCUGAGGCGAAGGCACGGAAGAAGUUCAGGGCUGCGCAGAGGCUUGAGAAGGCCAUGAAGAAAGCUGAGGGUGUCAACGAAACCUCCGACAUGACAGAACGAGAGAAGGCAAGGCAGAUCGAGAAGCUCAUGCAAAAGGGAGCUGCGAAGAAGCAAAAGAAGGAGGUCAAGGUCGUCGUAGCCAAAGGUUCUCACAAGGGCUUGAAGGGAAGGCCCAAGGGCGUCAAGGGACGUUACGUGAUGGUAGACUCUAGGAUGAAGAAAGAGGUCCGGGCCCAGAAGAGAAAAGAACGAGCCACCAAGAAGCGGAAACGCAACUGA
Messenger RNA from Fomitopsis serialis, 2637 nucleotides. RefSeq names its product Spb1 C-terminal domain-containing protein. The transcript has 10 exons. Bases 1 to 2637 code for a protein of 878 amino acids. Gene Ontology annotation, molecular function: rRNA (guanine) methyltransferase activity; rRNA (uridine-2'-O-ribose)-methyltransferase activity. NCBI's taxonomy places the organism in Eukaryota, Fungi, Basidiomycota, Agaricomycetes, Polyporales, Fomitopsidaceae. Gene Ontology annotation, biological process: maturation of 5.8S rRNA from tricistronic rRNA transcript (SSU-rRNA, 5.8S rRNA, LSU-rRNA); rRNA methylation; maturation of LSU-rRNA from tricistronic rRNA transcript (SSU-rRNA, 5.8S rRNA, LSU-rRNA). Gene Ontology annotation, cellular component: nucleolus; nucleus; preribosome, large subunit precursor. The record is from RefSeq and is a predicted model, not a curated record.